Molecule: messenger RNA, 2650 nt
Organism: Aethalodelphis obliquidens (Pacific white-sided dolphin)
Lineage: Eukaryota; Metazoa; Chordata; Mammalia; Artiodactyla; Delphinidae
Gene: TEDDM1
Product: transmembrane epididymal protein 1
Exons: 1
Coding region: 206-1165 (319 amino acids)
Source: RefSeq, a predicted model, not a curated record
GGAGCAAUGAGGCUUUACACCACCAAAGUCAUAGGCUUGUUUCAAGAAGCAUUUCCUCUCUGUGGGGGAGCAGUGGGUGGGGCGAAAUGAUAAAAGUUGGUGGAAGGCAAUUCUUUGCAGAGUCCAGAUCUUGAAGUGGCCCCAGAAGGUGUGGACGUGCCUUGGUUUUACUCUUCUCACCUUCUUUAGAGGGAUUUCUAGUUCAAUGGGAACCUUUAUCGGUCAUGCGUACCCAGGGCUGUUUCUACUCUCAUAUGGGCUGUAUCAAGCAGUAGUGGUCUCCAAAGCUGUGAUAUUCAGUGACUCUUUCCUGUAUCCUUCAUCACCUCCCAGGAAUAAGGGGAGAUGGGCCAGGCUGUGGAAAAUAUCCUACGGAGGUUUGCUGAAGACGCUGGCUGGCUCUGGCUUGUUAGUGUAUGAGAUAAGCUGCGUGAAGAGAGGGCUGAUACUGAUGAACAGGGAGCUGCCCCUGACAGUUAUGUACGCCAAAGAGUGGCAGCACGUCACCAUGUACAUCCUUCUCACCCUCAACGGCUGUGUAGAGGUCGUGAGCAAGAACUUGCUGCCUCAGCACUGUGUGCCCCCAGAAGAAGGGACCUUGGUGCUGACUUUCUAUGUGCUCCUGCUGUUGCUGGUGUCACAUGUUCAGGACUCAGCAGGGGUGGAGCUGCAGGUUCACUCUCUGCUCAUCUUGGUGGUGUUGUUGCUGAUGCUGGUGUUGACCGUACAGCUGUGGGUUCCCGACACGUUUCAACUCUCAGUGAUCGGGACCUUUCUGUUUCAGAUCCUGGGCUCCUGGCUGGUACAGGCCGGCUUCAUUCUGUACAAACCAGUCACCGGCUACCCGGAGCAGGAUGAUGACAUCAUUGAUAUCACGUUUGUCACCACCUUCUUCUGCUGGCAUGUGAUGAUCGAUGCUUUGUGCCUGUUGGGAAUCUAUGGCGUCUCUUCCUUUUGGCAUUGUUGUUACCGUCCCAGCUGGAAGCUAACAGGGUCCAGAGAAGCUCCAUGUUACACGACCACCGUGGGACCCCUCUACAAAUUGCUGCAGGAAGUGGAUCAGUCAGAGUCUGGCAGUCUCUCAACCUCUAGCUGGGUCUUAAAUGUCUGGGCUCAGAUCCUAGUGAGGGCUGAGGAUAACAACUGUUGUGACCAAGUUUUCUGAUCCCUGCUAUUUUCCCUUAAUUCUUGGUUCCUAGACUCUUUCCAAUUACCUUUGUUGGGGGAACUCCUUUUUUGUCUACCUCUCAUACACACUGAUGUCAGAUGAUGAAAAAGCACAGGUGCUGCCAGCUGCCCAUUUCUAGUCAUUUGAGGCCUAAUUUUAUAAUGAUAAACAAACCUCAAGUAAUCAAUUGAUAUCCCCCACACAAUAUCUCUAAAAUAUCCAGUGUAGGUAAUAAACUUGCAUGCUAUUAAUUUACUAUAGUAUUUGAGAUGUAACAGAGAAGCCCUCCCCUUGAAGGCCAGCUAAGAAAAGACUUCUCAAACACUCUUAAGGUUGGGGGGAGAAAUUUGCAAUUCUCACAAAAUUCCACCAGAGGGCACUAUAUUCACAUCACCCCAGCCAAGCCUCUAACUCUCCAACCCAGUAAAAAGUCUCCUAAGAACCGGUUCAAAAAAAGUGGGGGGAGGGGAAAGGAGGUCAGGAAAAAUAUAGAGCCAAGUUUACGUAUUGUCCAAAUAUCCAGAAAAUGUACCCAAGCGCUGUUUGCUUCCCGCUAAUAUUUGGCGUGGAAAUGUGAAAUAAAUAAGGAUUCAAAUCAACUAAUGGGAUAGGAGUGAGGGAGGAUGAGCUGUGGAUCCAGUUGAGGGUAUCUUUGGGAAAAGUACCAACUCAAGGACACACUCUGAUCCUAGUCAGUUUUUGACCACAAUGCUAAAUUUCCUAAACUUCUAAAUAAGCUUCAAUAAUGUUCCAAUCAAUCUAGAGAACAAAGAUAAAUCCAUACAUACCUUGAGAAUAGGAAGAAAAUUUAUCUGUGAAGAUCCCACAUUCACAAAACAACGAAACAGAUUAUUAAAUACACAAAAUGAUCUCCAAAGAUUCCUUUAAAAAGAACCUGUCAUACAGCAAUUUUUCCCCUGGUAAUCUAGUUAUUCACAAAGAAUAUAUUGAAUGUCCAUUGUAUGUAAGGUACUGGGUAAGCCACUAUGCAGGAUUCAGAGGUAAACUAGUUGGUUCCUGGACUGGGUACUUUCCUUAGUGGGUACAGUAGGGAUUUCGGAGUUUAGAGGUGGUGGCCCAGGAAUGCAUCACCCACAGCCGGAGAAGGCUGAAGGAAGGGCAACAGAAAAAGGCUCUCAAGGGAAUUGCACCUUGGAAGCAUAUUAGCCUGUGAAAUGCUGCACUAAGGUGAAUCCAGCUAGCUACUGCAAGUGAGCACGUCCUCAGCUUCCUCACUGGUCAGCUAGAAUGAUUUGAAGGUUCAUUCUAGAAUUAUACAGCUGUAAUUUUCUCAGUAGCACUUAUUUUACCAUGUCGUUAGCUAAGAUGAACUUAAUUCCUCCCAACUCUCCAAGCAGUUUCCUGUGAGAGACAAGAUUUGGGGUAGGGCUCAGACCCAAACCUUCAGUCAUAAGGUGUAGGCUGGGACACGAAGUGUUCUCUAUAUUUGAAUGGUUAAGGGGCCUUCAACAAAACUCAAAU